Molecule: messenger RNA, 893 nt
Organism: Heterocephalus glaber (naked mole-rat)
Lineage: Eukaryota; Metazoa; Chordata; Mammalia; Rodentia; Bathyergidae
Source: RefSeq, a predicted model, not a curated record
GGUGCACCGCCCGUCCACCUGCCCGCACACCUGGCCCUGGCCGGCGGCGGCGCCGCGGGCACUCGCUGCGCUGGAAUGGCGGGACCUCGGCGGCUGCCUCUGCUGAUCAUGGCCCUGACCCUGCUCCCGAAACUCUCUGGGAAUGAAUAUUCUUCAGGCACUACAGUUGUUUCUUCAUCACAGUCGGUAACCGAGAGCUCAUCUGCCGCCCCUACGACCUCUUCUCCCUCCGACCCCAGCUCCUCCAAUACUGGGGACACCUCCACCCCCCAGCGCAGCACCCCAAGUCCCGGGGAAAUCACCACAGCCCAGCUCAGCGCCACCCCAACAGAUUCUGGGACGGCCUCCCCCUCCCUGCACCCCACGACAGACACGCACUCGGGCUCUGGGUCUCCCAGCCCAGAGCUCACUGCCGUGUCCGAGGCUGCGUCGCUGACUUCUUCCCCUCUGCGCCCCCAGGGGCACACCCUGACCCCCGCAUCACGCCGCAACCCGGGUGUGGUGGUGGCUGUGUGUCUGGUGGUGUCCCUGGUGCUCAUCGGGUCCGUGGUGCUGGCUGUGAGACGCUGCCACCGGGACACAUCUGAAUUCCUCGUGCUGGACGAGGUGUCCAUGGCCAGCGUGAGCCAACAGGAGUCCACUACCCCUGAGUGACCGCAGCGGGCCGGAGAGAGAACUUGGACAGCUGGGUGCCCGGGAGGCUGCAGCUGCCACUGCUCCGGCACAGUGGGGACGGCAGGCACCUGCAGUCCCAGCUGCUGUGCUUGGGAGGCUGAGCCAGGAGGACUGUUUGAGCCUAGGAGUUUGAGUCCAGCCUGGCCAACAAAGCAAGAGUCUAUCCAACAAUAAGAGAAUCAAUGAACAAAUAAAUAAAAUCCCAGAUGUUCACCUGA